AUGAACUCCAAUUCCAUGAUGCCUACACUGUAUGUGGGUGAUCUGCACCCUAAGGUGACGGAGCCCAUGAUUAAGGAGAAAUUCAGCACUGCAGGAUUCAUUCACUCCAUCCGUCUCUGUAGGGACAAAAAGACCGGCUCCUCCCUCUGCUAUGCUUUUGUCAACUUCAAACAUCAAGCUGAUGCUGAGCAAGCAGUGGAAAUGUACAAUUUUAAACCCCUUAUGGGGCGGCCCAUGCGUGUCGUGUGGUAUCAGAGAGAUCCGGCUCUGAGGAAGAGCUGCGUAGGAAAACUGAUCAUAAAAAACCUGGACAAGUCUGUGGACAACGUGACCCUUUUUGAAACCUUCUCUGUGUUUGGGAAGGUUCUGUCAUGCAAGGUUGUUGCUAAUAACAAGGGCUCAAAAGGGUUUGGCUUUGUCCAGUUUGAGUCUGAGGAGGCAGCGAGUAAAGCGAUGAAGGAGCUCAACAGCAAAUAUCUAAAAAACCGAAAAGUGUUCAUUGAGCGUUUUAAGCCCCGUGAGGAGCGUAAGGCCGAGGAGAUGAACAGCAAGCAGGUGCAUGUGGGCCAAGAGCAGACUAAAGAAGAGGGACGGACCCACCACAAUCAGAAAACUGAACAAGUAAACGCACACACAUACAUACUGUACAAGGGUGUGGGACUCAUCAUCAAGAACCUUGAUCAGCAGGUGGAUGAUAAACAUCUGCGCACAGAGUUCGCACAAUUUGGCACCGUCAUCAGUGCAAAGGUGAAGAAGGAGAACGGCCACUCACAAGGAUUUGGAUUUGUGCGCUUUGUGUCUUCUGUGGAUGCCAAGAAGGCAAAACAGGAGAUGGACGGCAGAAUGUGGGGCAGGAAGAUGGUCCAUGUGGAAAUGGUUCAGCACAAAGAGGAGCGCAAGGCUUACCUUCCUCAUCAGACAAAAGGCACCAUUAAAUCAUCAACCCGUCAUGUGCCAAGUGCCGUCCACACUGUUGCUGUAGUGGACACAGUCCCAGUUGUAGUUCCAGCUGCAGAUGAAGCUUCCUCUACACCUGCGGCAUCAGUGAGUGAAGUGCAGCAGGAAGAGGACACAACAGAUGUACCCACAUAUUCACCAGCUGGGAAACAUUUAACAAGCUACAUGCAGGAAUCGGCUCCAGUAGAUGACCAGAUCCAAAUAGCGUUCGAAAUGAACUCCGAUUCCAUGAUGCCUACACUGUAUGUGGGUGAUCUGCACCCUAAGGUGACGGAGCCCAUGAUUAAGGAGAAAUUCAGCACUGCAGGAUUCAUUCACUCCAUCCGUCUCUGUAGGGACAAAAAGACCGGCUCCUCCCUCUGUUAUGCUUUUGUCAAAUUUAAACAUAAAGCUGAUGCUGAGCAAGCAGUGGAAAUGUACAAUUUUAAACCCCUUAUGGGGCGGCCCAUGCGUGUCGUGUGGUAUCAGAGAGAUCCGGCUCUGAGGAAGAGCUGCGUAGGAAAACUGAUCAUAAAAAACCUGGACAAGUCUGUGGACAACGUGACCCUUUUUGAAACCUUCUCUGUGUUUGGGAAGGUUCUGUCAUGCAAGGUUGUUGCUAAUAACAAGGGCUCAAAAGGGUUUGGCUUUGUCCAGUUUGAGUCUGAGGAGGCAGCGAGUAAAGCGAUGAAGGAGCUCAACAGCAAAUAUCUAAAAAACCGAAAAGUGUUCAUUGAGCAUUUUAAGCCCCGUGAGGAGCGUAAGGCCGAGGAGAUGAACAGCAAGCAGGGGCAUGUGGGCCAGGAGCAGACUAAAGAAGAGGGACGGACCCACCACAAUCAGAAAACUGAACAAGUAAACGCACACACAUACAUACUGUACAAGGGUGUGGGACUCAUCAUCAAGAACCUUGAUCAGCAUGUGGAUGAUAAACAUCUGCGCACAGAGUUUGCACAAUUUGGCACCGUCAUCAGUGCAAAGGUGAAGAAGGAGAACGGCCACUCACAAGGAUUUGGAUUUGUGCGCUUUGUGUCUUCUGUGGAUGCCAUGAAGGCAAAACAGGAGAUGGACGGCAGGAUAUGGGGCAGGAAGAUGGUCCAUGUGGAAAUGGUUCAGCACAAAGAGGAGCGCAAGGCUUACCUUCCUCGUCAGACAAAAGGCACCAUUAAAUCAUCAACCCGUCAUGUGCCAAGUGCCGUCCACACUGUUCCUGUAGUGGACACAGUCCCAGUUGUAGUUCCAGCUGCAGAUGAAGCUUCCUCUACACCUGCGGCAUCAGUGAGUGAAGUGCAGCAGGAAGAGGACACAACAACUGAAAACAUCUACAAGCACCUGCUAUCAACUCCUCUUGCUUUUUGA
This is a messenger RNA of Tachysurus vachellii, 2295 nucleotides long. RefSeq names its product polyadenylate-binding protein 1-B-like. NCBI's taxonomy places the organism in Eukaryota, Metazoa, Chordata, Actinopteri, Siluriformes, Bagridae. The transcript is spliced from 14 exons. The record is from RefSeq and is a predicted model, not a curated record. Bases 1 to 2295 code for a protein of 764 amino acids. Gene Ontology annotation, cellular component: ribonucleoprotein complex. Gene Ontology annotation, molecular function: RNA binding.